GCGCAAACGAACCUCUCGACGCCGCGCUCCGCGGCUGCCGGCUGGGGCCGGGCGAGGGAGGGGGUAGCCCGAACAGCCCGACUCUGCAGUUGUCUCCCGAGCGCGGGCUGCGCCGCCCGAGCCGCUAGGCUGGGGAAGCACUAGCCGUUCGCUCACGGGCCGGCUCCUCCAGGCGCUCGCAGGCAUGCAGCCCGGGAGCAGGCGGCGCGCCGCAGGCCGCUGCUGAGCCGGCCCGGGCGGCGGGGACCAUCGCCUGCCGAACCCCUCCCACCUUGCCCCGGGGCCGACGAGCGGCGUCCCGGCACCCACUCUUCGCCCGCAGCCCCGCCAGCGCCACCCCCCGCGGGCUGCAGGGGCUCAUGCAGCCGCCAAGGGAGAGGCUAGUGGUAACAGGCCGAGCUGGAUGGAUGGGUAUGGGGAGAGGGGCAGGACCUUCAGCCCUGGGAUUCUGGCCGACCUUCGCCUUCCUUCUCUGCAGCUUCCCCACAGCCACCUCCUCGUGCAAGAUCCUCAAGUGCAACUCUGAGUUCUGGAGCGCCACGGCGGGCAGCCACGCGCCGGCCCCAGACGACGCCCCCGAGUUCUGCGCGGCGCUGCGCACCUACGCCCUGUGCACGCGGCGCACGGCCCGCACCUGCCGGGGCGACCUGGCCUACCACUCUGCCGUCCAUGGCAUCGAGGACCUCAUGAGCCAGCACAACUGCUCCAAGGAUGGCCCCACGUCGCAGCCGCACCUGCGCACGCUGCCGCCGCCGCCGGGAGACAGCCAGGAGCGCUCGGACAGCCCCGAGAUCUGCCACUACGAGAAGAGCUUCCACAAUCGCGCGGCCGCCCCCAACUACACGCACUGCGGCCUCUUCGGGGACCCGCACCUCCGGACUUUCACAGACCGUUUCCAGACCUGCAAGGUGCAGGGCGCCUGGCCGCUCAUCGACAAUAAUUACCUAAACGUGCAGGUCACCAACACACCGGUGCUGCCCGGCUCAGCCGCCACCGCCACCAGCAAGCGCUGCACAGGCCCAGAAGUAAUAUAUGCAGCGAGUGUGCCUGUGUCUGUGGUUCUCAGGAGGACGCUCACCAUCAUCUUCAAGAACUUCCAGGAGUGCGUGGACCAGAAGGUGUACCAGGCCGAGAUGGACGAGCUCCCUGCCGCCUUCGCCGACGGCUCCAAGAACGGCGGCGACAAGCACGGGGCCAACAGCCUGAAGAUCACCGAGAAGGUGUCGGGCCAGCACGUGGAGAUCCAGGCCAAGUACAUCGGCACCACCAUCGUGGUCCGCCAGGUGGGUGGCUACCUGACUUUCGCGGUCCGCAUGCCCGAGGAGGUGGUCAACGCCGUGGAAGACCGGGACAGCCAGGGCCUCUACCUCUGCCUGAGGGGCUGCCCCCUCAACCAGCAGAUCGACUUCCAGGCCUUCCGAGCCGGCGCCGAGGGCCCCGGCGCCCGCAGGCUACCAGCCGCCAGCCCCGCCCCCUCAGCCCCCGACACCUUCCCGUACGAGACGGCCGUGGCCAAGUGCAAGGAGAAGCUGCCCGUGGAGGACCUCUACUACCAGGCCUGCGUCUUCGACCUGCUCACCACAGGAGACGUGAACUUCACGCUGGCCGCCUACUACGCCCUGGAGGACGUCAAGAUGCUCCACUCCAACAAGGACAAGCUGCACCUGUACGAGAGGACUCGGGAGCCGCCGGGCCGGGCGGCUGCCUCAGGGCUGCCCCCGGCCCCCUGGCCCCUCCUCGGCAGCCUUCUACUCCUGUCCCUGUUCCCUGUGCUCCUGGAGGCCGCCUAGGACCGAGAGCGAGGCGUCCCCGAACUGGUCGGCGGCUGCACGAGGGCCGGUGGCCUCCCGGUGGCCCCGUGGUCCCUGCAGGGGUCAGGAGCCCCGGCGGCCGCGUACCUCCGAGCUGCCUUGGGCUGCCUGCUGGCAAGGGCUGGGGGCGUGGGACGUCCCCUCCCCUCCCCCGGGGCCCGGGACAAGGUUGUGGUGACUGGUGCUGUGACGUUUGUGACAUAGAGCUGUGCAGAGGGAGAGCUGCUCCUCUCCGCCCGCCCCGCCGUGUGAAUGUGCAAAUCAGAGCCCCUCAGGCCUAAGCCCUCACCCCAACAGAGACACUGGGCGUGGGCAGAGUCGACCUGCCCUCACCCCUGCAAUGCACUGAAACAGGCCCGGCUGACUGCUGCACGCGCAUCCCGGGCCACCUGCGCCCGCCCCACGCACACACACUCAUACACACUCGCACACACAAAGCCGGGGGGCCCGAGGCAGCCUCGAGGCUGGACCCCUGGGCAGGGCAUCCUUUCCUCUUGGGCUUUAGGACACCCCCGGGGUGCUGCUUGGCAUCUUUAGAAAACUAAUGUAACCCUUUGGCCAAAAAGUUGUGCCCUCCUGGUGCCUUCCCGCCUGUGGCCUCCCUGCGAGCCAAGGAGAGACCACCGUGUGCACCCUGGCUGGGCACGGGUUCAGGUCCCAGUUACCAGGCCCCGCAGGUGGGGGACGACACAUGUCCUUGGCACGUGCUCUGGGCAAUGCCUGCUCUGGCUCCUUCCCCCACUGCCCGUCCUCCUGUCCCCCGGUCCCCACUGUUCUUUGGAAGUCGAGUCUUUGUUUCUAAAUGUCUAAACAGAGAACUACCCCCUUGAUUUCUGUUCCUUCCUCCCCAGCAGGUGGCAAGAGGCGGUGAGCAGGGGAGCUGAGGCCGCAGAGUGUGGGCUGGAGACUCAGUGGACGGGGCCAGCUGGCCUGCCCUGAUCCUCUGCUUUCUCCUCACCUGCCCCCCCAGAGCCCUGCUCCCUGCCCUGUCCACCCAGGUCUGCAUUCUGGGGAAAGGAGCAGGGCCUGGCAGGUGUCUCAGCCCUUAGCAUCCCUGGCAGGAUCUCCUCCUUCUAGGCCUUUCUCUUAAGCCCCGUGGCCACACAGCCAGGAGACUUUCCCACCUCAUGUCAGCCAAGCUGCCCAUCCGAGGAGCCCCGAACCAGUCCCACCUCUGCUGCUGUUUCAGAGAACCCCGGGCACCAGCACCGAGCUGGGCUCCACUCCUAAAGGUGCGGCCGUGCCCCAGAGGGCGAUCCUCCCAGAAGCCCCGCAGGCCCCACUGUCCCCGCCCGCCCACCACAUCCCCGACUGCCCCUCUGCUGUUGCCCAGGGACCUCUCAUACACUGGCCCGGGAGGCUGCGGACUGGUCCCUGCCUCCCCCUCCAAGAGGUUCCCUCUCUCUGCCAAGCUGUGGGCUAGGCGGGCAGGUGGGUGGGAGGCGCAGCCCCGGCCCCUCCCUGCUGGUUUUUAGAUGGUCCCUAUGUUGGAAGUAAAAAGUGAAGCACUUUAUUUUGGUUGUGUUUGAUCACGUUCUGCUUGGAAGUGGGGGCCCCUCACUGUGUCCCGUGUCUGCGACCUGUGUGGGGUGUCACCGCGUGUACAUACUGUAAAUUAUUUAUUAAUGGCUAAAUGCAAGUAAAGUUUGGGAUUUUUGUUUUGUUUUGUUAACUUUC
This is a messenger RNA of Balaenoptera musculus (blue whale), 3488 nucleotides long. RefSeq names its product repulsive guidance molecule BMP co-receptor a (gene RGMA). Gene Ontology annotation, cellular component: plasma membrane. Bases 360 to 1790 code for a protein of 476 amino acids. Gene Ontology annotation, molecular function: coreceptor activity. NCBI's taxonomy places the organism in Eukaryota, Metazoa, Chordata, Mammalia, Artiodactyla, Balaenopteridae. The transcript is spliced from 5 exons. The record is from RefSeq and is a predicted model, not a curated record. Gene Ontology annotation, biological process: BMP signaling pathway.